GUCCACACGCUUCAUUUAGUCCUCCAUUUAUUUCAACAUUAACACCGACUUGCCCUUUUUCUUCACGAGGGAUUUUCUUUGAACUCACCAGAAAUCGGGUUCUAUAAAUUGGGAGCCUUAUUUUCUUUCUUGGGCUUUGUUUUGUUUGAAAAGUUUUUGGUUUUUUCUUCUCUUCUUCCAUUACAAUGUUAAUCAAGAAAUUGGUGUCUCUUCCUUCUCGUUCAGGACGACAUUUGCAGCGUUACAAUCAUGGUUGUCGUCUAGUUGUUGGAUGUAUUCCAUACAGAUACAGAGAAACCAAAACAUCACCUCCAAUUCAUGGAACCUUAAUUGAAGAAUUGGAAGUUCUCUUGAUUACCUCUCAAAAGAGUCCAAGAAUGAUGUUCCCAAAGGGAGGUUGGGAAAUUGAUGAAGAUAUAAAAUUGGCAGCUACACGGGAGACAAUGGAGGAAGCCGGUGUGGUCGGCACCUUAGGGGAUAAAUUAGGCGAAUGGAUUUUCAAGAGUAGAAGCCAGGACACAUUUCGUGAAGGCUACAUGUUCCCUAUGCUGGUCACGGAGGAAUUCGAUGUUUGGCCAGAGAAAAAUGUCCGUCAGCGAAUAUGGAUGACCGUCAAUGAAGCUCGAGAAGUAUGUGCACAUUCUUGGAUGAAGGAAGCUUUGGAUGCCUUUUGUUCAUUGAUUCGCGCAUCUGCAAAUAAGGAGAAAGAAUUCCCUUAGUACAGAAUUUCAAUAGAACUAAACAAGGAAAGGAAGAAAUUGAUUAUUGCUUAGUUUACAAAUGAGGUAGCCAUCUUAGCUGAGUUAGCUCCUCCCGAAGUGGAAAAGGAUUCAUGCAGCUCGACCCAUUCCGAGAAACCAUGCAAGGAAGUUUGAUAAUGUGGACUUGUUGUGAAGGUAGGGAGAGCCUAUAGAGGAGAUGAACAAAAUAUUGAACUUGAUUCUUUUAUGUAAUGAAAUUCAUUGAUUCUUUCAUAAUGGUUUUGUUGUCAAAUUUGAA
Molecule: messenger RNA, 999 nt
Organism: Olea europaea var. sylvestris
Lineage: Eukaryota; Viridiplantae; Streptophyta; Magnoliopsida; Lamiales; Oleaceae
Product: nudix hydrolase 17, mitochondrial-like
Exons: 5
Coding region: 186-719 (177 amino acids)
Cellular component (GO): nucleus; cytoplasm
Molecular function (GO): pyrophosphatase activity
Source: RefSeq, a predicted model, not a curated record